AUCUUUCAUACAUAGAGGAAUUUGAGGCUGAUUUGGUGUCUUUCUUUCAGGCGAUUUCAAAGAUAGAGGUGCGCUGGAGACAUAACAUAUGCGAAAUGUUGUUCUCUCCAAAACGGCUACUAGUAGUAUAUACGGUACAAAUUAUAGCGACACACCAAUUGAGUAGUGAAAGCGAAGGGAGGCAAUGGUUUACCACAAAAUCAGCUAACAUUUAUUGUCCUGCGAGUAACAGGUCACUGGUGUGAGAUAAUAAAUUCUCUUCUUAACGCCAGCGUUCGAGCAAACAGCAUGGAAGCUGAAAUUGUGAAACGCGGUUGGAAGGAGGCUUGUCGGAAAUUUCUCCUGUUCGUGUCGCUAUGCUUCUUGUACUGCGUGAGUGCCAGCAGCGAUCUAACGAGCAGCAUUUCCUAUGCCGAGCUAUUGCUUGACCCGUGUCCAUCGGAAAGCCGGGGGCAGCAGAACGGCAGUGGAAAGGCAGUAACGGACACAGUAACUGUCACACCGUUGACCAUACUGGAGAUUGACUCCACACAAAGUACGGCUCUUACCCCUAAUUCAUCUCAAUUAGCAGUCACCGAUUCAGCAUGUGGAGGUUUCGGAUCUAGUGCAUCCAGCACAGCAUGGGUGGCGUCUAUCUACACUGCAGUGCGUGUUGGUACCUCGUUUACGACUGGUAUCACAUUCGAAGUACUCGGAGCACGGAAAUCAGCCUUCCUGGGAUUGCUGUUGUUCACCAUUGGAAGCUUUGGAAGCUUGUUCGCCAAUGAACUGUAUAUACUGUACAUCACACGUGGCUUGAUCUCCGGACUUGGUGGUGGUAUAUUGUUCACAUUGCCAGUAGGAGUCAUUGACAUUGUCUUCUUGGGUCACAAGCGUGUGCUUAUGGCACUUUCAUCUAGCAUGAGUGGACUUGGUGUGGUAUAUCUCGCACUGGCUGGUCGGUCAGCAAUCCAGUAUGGUGGCUGGCAGUGGUACUAUAGUGUGCUGGGUUUCACCAGCAUAGCUACAAUGCUCACAGUCUUCAUAUUACCUGGAAAGCUACCAUCGGAUGGAUACAAACAGGUCAGAACAAGUCAGUCAAGCUCUGCAACUGGAUCAAGUAGUUCUGAAGGAAUAGAGACGAAGGACUUGAGCGCCGUAGGAUCUUCAUCUGAAACAACCAGACCAUGUGGCACACUGCAGGGGCUUGCCAAGAAGACAAAGCUAUCGUUCAUCCGUGGCAUAUCGCUGUAUCGCAACUUUAACUUCGUCUUAUUUGUCAUCGUCUACUUCUUGCUCUCGCUGGUGUUCUUUGUCCCUAUUGUUACCGCGAGACAUCGGUCACAGUCCAUAGGUAGUGGCAAUGACGAAAGCUUCCUUCAGGUUAUACUUGUUGGAGCUGGUUGGUUCGGUGGCGGCUUUCCAGCUGGCAUGAUUGUGGAAUACUUGCCAGUGUCACCCAUUCUGAUGCAGGGUGUAGUAGUGACAGUGGCCGGCCUAUCCAGCGGCCUCAGUGCCCUAGUGAACACGGUGGACGGCUUACGCUACUUCAUCACUCUCUACAGCUUCCUGGCAAGUGCGAUUAACGCUCUCAGCCCAGCCACACUUCUAGUGAUCGUCAAAAAGGAGGAGUUGCCCCAUGCUGUCGGUCAACUGCUACUCCCUGCGACUGUUUGCGUAUUAUGUGGACCACCUGCUACAGGCUGGCUAUACGAUAUCAGUGGGAGCUAUGCACUGCCCGUAGCCGUCGGUGGUGGAAUUAUCGUCCUCUCCGGACUUUGUGAGCUGUACCUUUUCGCACGUGUGCAGAGACAGAAGCGCAAUACGUCCAAGAACACGAUCGUUUUCUCAGGACCUGCUCCAGUCGCCGCGGAGAGCAGUGCAGUGGCAGAUACUAUGAUGUAUAUCAGUGUUCUUCCUAACGAGGUUUCACUGUAAUUGCGGUGCAUGGUGUGAAUGAUAUAUUGGCCGCUUCACGUUUCUGAGUAAUACCAAGAGUGCAUAACCCCCCAGA
Molecule: messenger RNA, 1993 nt
Organism: Sycon ciliatum
Lineage: Eukaryota; Metazoa; Porifera; Calcarea; Leucosolenida; Sycettidae
Product: monocarboxylate transporter 5-like
Exons: 4
Coding region: 289-1917 (542 amino acids)
Biological process (GO): transmembrane transport
Cellular component (GO): membrane
Molecular function (GO): monocarboxylic acid transmembrane transporter activity
Source: RefSeq, a predicted model, not a curated record